UCAUUGGUCAACAGAAACUAUUAGAAAUAGGAAAAACAUUUCCAGUGGUUUACGGUUUACAGCACCAGUAAUACCUAUUUUAAAGAAGAACUGUGGAUGUUCCUCUUUCCGCCUACAGGCAGGAUGAUUAUUAGACACCCCCAGAUGUUGUCAUAUGCUAAAAUGAUGGUCUUUUAUCUUGUUUUGUGCUCAGUCUUUGUACACGUCAGGUGCGUGACUGUACCGUCUGAAAGAGUGAGGAUGAACUGCAGCGCACAGGGCCUGAGAAUUAUCCCUCAACUUCACUCCAGCAUCACAGAACUGCUGCUGCAGAACAACCUCCUGACCACCGUAACUCCAGGGCAUUUAGACAUGCUCCACAAUCUUCAGCUGGCCAAUCUAUCUGGGAAUCCUUUCCACUGCGACUGCAGUAUCCUGUACUUCAGACAAUGGCUAAAGAGGAAUAAAGCCAUCUCUGUGAUGCCAGUGUGUGCCAGUCCUUCAGAAUUAGCCCAGAGGCCCAUUGAUGAGCUCACUGAUGCUGAUUUAUCUUCCUGUGUCUCUGAUGACUGCUCUGGAUGGGUUUAUAAUGCCAUCUUAUGCUUAAUGCUUUGCUUUUUCAUCGGUUUGCUGCUGUGGUGCAUGCAACUAGCGAGAAACUCUGCCUUUAUUCUGGGAAUCGAUGCAAGACACACUGGAUUUGAGGCAGAAUCUCUCCGAUCACUUAAACCCAAACACAGAUUGAGGAUGAGAUGCAGUAUUGGGUCACUGAGCCCAGGAACUGAUGACAUUGACAAGCCUUUACUCAACAUGGAGAUUCUCCCUCAGAUACUGGACGUCCUGCACAAGCAACACAACAUCAAGAUCAAAGUACCGUGAAAAACCGUACACUAAUGCCUUCAUUGCUUGUGCGUAGUGUUAUUGUAUACAAUAUGUAACAUGGACUGAGAUCAAAACUUUUGUGAGUUCUCAAAUCUUGCCAGUUACAUUUAUUUAUACUUUUGCUCUGCAAGGUGGAUUUUUGUCAGUAUACUGUGGUAAAAAAUAAAAUAAAAUUAAAAACAACCUCUAUUGAAAUACAAAUUAAUUGAAAUAAUUAAAAAAAGUAUUUAUUUUUGCUACUUGCCAAGACAACAUUUCUCAUUUUAGUUUAGUUUAACUUGAAGUACUCAAAUAAAUAAAACUAUAACUGAAAUAAAAAUGAAUAAAAAUCAUAUCUACAUAUUUUAUUCCCAUAGAAACCUGAGACUUGUGCUUAGGACCUGCACAUGCACAUUGGCUCAUCUAGCCUGAAAAAUACGCUUUUUAAAGCUAUUUGAGCAUAAGAAACAACAUUUAUGGGGCAGUUCAUGUCAGAUUUCGUUGCUGAUUUGAAAUAUGUUAUUUAUUUGUGAGUUCGCCAAGCAGGUUUUGAGAUUUUAGGAUUACCCCAUUCAAAAAGAUAGGACUCGGUCUUGGAUGCCUGAAAUAGCUGCCCGGGGGCAUUGCAAAUGGCCACUGAGUGAACAGACUUUCCUUGAAAGAAACCUAAUUUAACUUGAAUUAUUAAAAUGAAAACAGAAAAUAUACAAAUAAAAACUAAUUCAAAAUAUUAAUAAAACUAUAAUAAUUUUACAAUGAUACUAACACUGCUCUAAAUGGGACACAGGUAGAAUAGCCAGUGUGGGGUCACUUGAAGUGUUUUAUCUGUAGAGGCAGAAAACAGCACAAUAAAACAAUACAAACAUUCUUCUCCAUUUUCAGUUUCUUUUAAAUGGUUAGAUCCAUUAUCUGCCCAACAACAAAUAAACAGAAACAAUUGUUAGAAACAUCUCGGUUACUCAUGUAACCCUGGUUCCCUAAGAAGGGAACAAGAAGCUGCGUCAUGAGCUGAUGGCAUGGGGAAGGCCUCCGGCAUGAUGGUGUCUGAAGCAUGUGUGUAAUCGCACUAAUUCUAUUGGCAGGUUAUGAUGAUGUGUUGGGUCACCAACACCAGAAGAUGGCAUCUGUGUCAUCACAUCUUCAGAUUUUCUUGUCUGAAGGAAGAUGCACAGGCAUGGCUGGAGUAUGGCAACGAGACACAGCACCUCAUUCCCUACUAAGGGAACCAGGGUUACAUGCGUAACCUUUCGUAGGAAAUUCAAUGCUGCGUCAUGAGCUGACACUAUGGGGAACUGUGUACCCACUAUGCCAUACUGCAAAAUGCCUGCCCAACAAAACUGUAAAAAGCAAAGCUUGCACAAGUUUUGAAUGCAAAUCAAAAGGAUCUUAGAACCUGGGGUCGAAUCCAUGUCUAAGCUAUAAAUCCUGAUAAUUGUGUGCGGUGAGGCCCAGCCUUCCUCAGCACAAAUAUCUUGCAAAGACAUGCCAUGGCAAGUGCCUUAGACAAAGCAGCAUUCCUAGUAGAGUGGGUCUUAACUUCUAGGGGCGAAGGCAACCCACGCAUCCCAUAGACUAGAGCAGGGAUGGGCAAACUCGGUCCUGGAGGGCCACUAUCCCGCAGAGCUAAGCUCCAACCAUAAUCAAAAACACCUGAACCAGCUAAUCAAUGUCUUCAGGAUUACUAGAAGGCUACAGGCAAGUGAGCUUUGUCAGGGUUGGAGCUAAACUUUGCAGGACAGUGGAGUUUGCCCAACCCUGGGCUAGAGUAAUCACACCCUUGAUCCAAUGCGACAUGCGAUGCUUUGUGGCCGCAGAACCUGCAGCCACCAAAGGUUUCUCAGAUGCUGACACCAAGGGUUCAAAUGGAACACUUAAUAGGACUAUAGAAAGAUCCAAGGAAGGAAUUAUUAAUGGGCAGAUAGGCCUCAUCUGUCUGGGUCCACGUGAGAAGCAAGAUAUUAGGGAAUUCCUUCCUAAUGACAUGCCAUCAAUCAACAUGUGUCCUGUGGCAAUGGCUGCUGCAUACACCUUAAGUGUUGCAGGGGCCAGCACUGCCAAAAGCCGCUCUUGAAGAAAUUUUCCAGCAACGGGCCAACUGGGCAGUGGACUGGAUACAAAUGACACUGUUCGCACCACGCUGCUAAGAGCUGCCUACUUGUAGAGGGAGCUUUAGCAUUCAAGAUGACCUCAACAACCUCGGUUGAGAGACCGGCAUCUACGAGUGGGUCCCCCUCUGGAGCUAUCCCCACAGUUUCCAUAUCUCAGGUCAGGGGUGCUGUAUUGAGCCCUACACCUGAGACAGAAGGUCACUCCUGGUAAGAAUCUCCCAAGGAGAGCCCUCCUAGAGCUACUAGUCCAAGAACCAUACUUGGGCUGGCCAAAAUGGAUUACAUGAUCUAAUCCAAUUUAAGAAUCCUUUUUUUAACAACCAAUUUUAAAGAUUUGAUCUAAUCCGAUAGCCGAAAUUUGAUCAGAUUAUUUUUGAACAACCGGGACUCGCAGCCUGGGCCCUUUAGGCUACGUUCACACAGUUAGUCCAAAUCUGUGUAUCUGAUUGGAAUCUGAUCUAAAAAUAUUGACGUCCACAAUGUGUAUCUUAACUGUUCAGAUCCGAUUUGUGUCCCCGAUGCUGCUCUUUCGUUUUCUGGAAUAUCUGCAUUGGUUUCUAUGGCAAUGAUGUUGUGUUGGUAGGCAUAUGCCAAAAACAACAACAACAUGGAGGGGUUUGCAAUACAGAUGUCUUACUUGUUUACUCUGUUGUAGUUAAAAAGGGAUGAUGUUACUUUUGUGAGUUCUCAGUUUGAAGGGUGAAAAAAGAGGAAAUUCUUUAAGUCAGUUUGUUAAUUUUACAUCAGCUCAUUUAUUUACUUGCCUCUUUUCACAGUAAUACUUUAAAGUUUUAAGGCUUUAGAGAUUAAAGUGUUUUUUACAUUUCAAAGAGGUAGAAAAGCUUGAAACUAAGCUAAUAAAAUGUUCACUUUAGAUCUUUAAUUUGAGGAACAGAAUGUUUAUUUACAGCUAAUUUGAUUGCAUUUAAUAAUGCUUGAUAGGGGCCCUGCAAGAGUUUAAGUCCAGAAAACUAAUUUGCGUAUUUUUUAUGUUUUCUUAGAUGUUGUCUUAUGUUCCACUCAAAACUAGGGGUCUAAGAGAGAAAAUCAAUUUUCAUUUUUUGUAAAAAUGAAAAAGCACAAUGUUUUCUUCUCCAAGAAGCUAAUUCUUUUCCCUUGGAUGAAAAAUUCUGGUCAAACCAGUGAGGAGAUAAAAUACUUUUCUCCCAUGGUACUAAUAGGUCAGUAGGCAUUGCUAUACAUUUAAACAAAUUUCCCUGGUAAGAUUUUAACCACUGUUAGGGAUACUUGUGGUCAUUGGACAAUCUGUGUUUUUGAAAUAGAUGAUUUUUUUAUUUUUAUUGUGGGAAAUUUAUAUGGAUAUAACAACCAUAACCAAAACAAAAUCUUGAUUGCUGAUGUUACAAAAGUUGUAAAGGAUUUGUCAAAAGUAUCCUACUUUUCGGAGGUGAUUUUAAUAUGGUGAAAGAGAAAUGACUUGAUAGAUCUCCUUUAAAAUAUCAGAGAUAUCAGUAACACUUUACAAUAAGGUUCAUUAGUUAAACAUUUGUUAAUUGUUAAUGCUUCACCUGGCUUAAACCUGAUGGUUCAUUCAAAUCUAGAAUAGUUUUAUGGUUAGUCUCUGAAUUUAGACCUUCUGCUUUAACUCACCACUGUAGGGUUAAACUUAAAAAAUGUAUGUGAAGCAGAUAUCAGUAUGGAUGAAGUGGGAAAAGCCAUGAAAUGUUCCUCAUUAGACAAAUCACCAGGUUCAGAUGGAUGAAUGAGUAACUUCUAAAGGCAUUUUUGGGAGCAUCUUAAAGACCUUAUUUUUCAGAUGUUAAAAGAAAUAUCUGAAUCCCACACUAUUGCAACUACUAUGAAGCAAGGGAUCAUCACUCUCAUCCCCAAACCUGGAAAAGAUCCUAAAUUAAUAGACUAUCUUAGACCCAUAACCCUGCUUAAUAACGACUAUAACUCAUAUUUAUGCCAACAGAUAAAAAACUAAAUUACACAGAUUAGGUUUGUAAAAGGGUGCUCAAAUUCACAAUAACGUACAACUUGUGCUUUACAUACUGAAUUAUGAGUAUUUAAUAAAAGAUGAAGCUUUUAUUUGAUUUUUAGAUUUGUUUAAAGCUUUUGACACAAUUGAACACAAAUGUAUGUUUCGUACUUGAAUGAUUUGGAUUAGGAGAAAAAUUGAUUGAUCUAGUCAAAUUAAUUUAAGGACACUAAUAGCACAGUUCUAUUAGCACAGGGUACAUCUCCAAGAUUUUUUUAAUUGAUAAAGGAAUCAAACAAGGUUGUCCCAUCUCUCCCCAGCUCUUUUUUGUCGCAGCCAAAAUGCUCAUUCUUAUAAAAAAAUAUGAUUUUGAAAAAUUAACAGUGUUAGGCAAACAGCUCAUCAGCCAAUUGGCUAAUGACACAACCAUAAUCCUGAAAAACAUUAACCAAGUCCCAAAAAUUCUCCAAACUAUGGAGCUUUUCUCUAGGGCAGGGGUGUCCAACCCUGCUCCUAGAGAGCUACCAUCCUGCAGACUUCAGUUCCAGCCCUGCUCCAACACACCUGUCUGUAAUUAUCAAGCAGCCCUGAACACCUUGAUUAGCUGGUUCAGGUGUGUUUAAUUGGGGUUUGAGCUAAAAUCUGUAGGGCAGUAGCUCUCCAGGAGCAGGGUUGGACACCCCUGCUCUAGGGCAUCUGGUAUAAAAUUAAAUCUUAAAAAAUGUGAAUUACUACUGGUUCAUAACUGUACUGUCUACUUUUUACAAUAUUCCUGUAAAGAUACUGUUAUAUACCUAGCUAUACACAUUACAAAGGAUAAUACUUCACUUAAUCAUCUCAUAGUCAAAAUCGUUUAUAGUUUCAUAUUCCCAACCUAAUUUGUAUGAAAUAAGGAGGCAUCAAUUUCCUCUUCAGAUGUAAUUAUGACCUUAAAAACUCUGUUAUCAGUGUUUCACUAGCAGGUUUUACUUUAUUAGAAAAUGAUGAUGACUAUAAGCACAACUUCAGGCUCCAUAACGUCCCUUUGUGGAACUGUAGAUGUGUGGUAUUUCAGAAUAAAUUUCUAUUCUACAAAAACUGGUGGGAAAAAGGAAUAUGGUCUGAGAUGCACGUAUUAGAUAAUACUGGAGUUAUGUCUUUUGAGACUUUCUGUUCAAAAUUUAAUUUACUUGACAAAAAACAGUAUAACAACUUCUCUCAAAUUAACGUAACCUUUUCUUCCUAAGCUUUUGAUGAAUGGAAUUGCUCUUACUAACCAAAAUUUACCCAAUACAACAAUCCAGAAAAAGAAUUAUAUAUUUUUAUUUAAUUAAAUUUUUCAAUAAUUUUCCAGUUUAGAUUUUAAGAAGAAAAUAUUUUAAAUUCCCAGUUGUACCAGAAGCAAAGGAAGUCCACUUUAAAAGUCUUAAUGGAGUAUAUCCUUCCAGAGGAUUUUUAUGUUGAUUUGGUCUGGAAAUUAACAAUUGCUCUUUUUGUGUUGAUCAGAUUUGUUAACAUUAGUUAAAUCAAUGUGAAGUAAUGAAAUGGGAAUAUAUGACUAACAAUAAAGAGCUGUAUUUUUAUUAACUAACAUUAACAAAGAUUAAUAAAUACUGUAACAAAUGUAUUGCUCAUGUUCAUGUCAGUUAAUACAUUAAUGUUAAAUCAGAAAAUGUAAUAUUUGGUACUUUUAAAAAAGAUGAAACACAUGACUUAGCAAUAAACAAUCACUAUAAUUGGAAAAUUCUUUUUACAUAGGAAUAGAUUCCUGAAAACACUUCCAAGUUUUUUCAUAUUUCACAAGGAACUGUCAUUACUACUUUUUGCUAAAAUUAAUGAACAAAACAAAUGCCUUGAACUUCUGUAAUUUGAUAAGACGGUCUUAAACUUGCAAAAAACCCCUAGUCAUUUUUUUUUUUUUUAUACUUAUUUUACCUUUUUUGUCCUUUUUAUGAAGCUUGUCUGUUGUCUGGUGAAGAAAUUUUCUAUUUUUACUAGGCAAUUUAUGGUUGUUAGGUUUACAUUGUUCAAUAAAGUUCUUGGGAAAUGUAUUUUUGAAGAAAUGUAUAAUAAGCAAGAUGCCCUGUUGAAACAUGUGAGAUGUAUGGUUUAUUUAAACUGCAAAGGCAAAGCAUAAAUUAAAAUGAUUGUGACAGAUGUGAAGGGGAAGGAGAAUAUAUCCAUGCUCAGGUUUUUCGACAAGAAAAACUUCCACAUAGGAUACACCUUUUCAUCCUCACUCCUCAUGGUGCAAUUAGAGAUGUUCCGGGUCACAGGCUGGAGGACAGAGGAACGAGGAAGCACCCAUUUGAGUGUUGAGAAGCACCGAGGUAUUUCAGGGAGUUCCGAAACAGUGACACUGAUAUAGAGAAUAACUCUCGCUGGAGGAACUUUGCAGAACUUUUUCAUGCUCAAAAAGCAUAAUAGACCUUUAAUGUGUAAACUUUUCAAUGCAUGUUAUCACUAAAUGGGCCAAUUGUCUGUUAACAUGUAAUAAGUGAUUUUUUUUUUUUUUAAAUGCACUUGAUAAAUUAAGUUGCUUUUGAUAUUUAUAUCUCAAUAGAACAAUUUCAUAUUUUUCUAGAUCAUAAACUCAUGAAUUCAGGCAGACUCCCCAUCCUCCUCCAGCUUUAUUGACAGUUUAAAAUUACAUAUCUAUGUUCUAGGACUUAAGUUGCAAUUUCCUCCGACUUAAAAACUGAAUACAAGCACUGAUAUUCUUACAGUAGUCCAAGUGAUAUUGUACAAAAAUAUCUGAUUUCUGUGAAAACAUUCUUUUUGCAAAUUGUUGCUAAUUCCACGUCUCUCUAUUGUUCUGGAUAAUUUAAGGUAGAAAGGACUAAAAUUACUCUGCAACUUCCAGCAUUAACAAGCAUCGGUUGAUGAACCUGCAAACAUGACUUUAGAAAAUGCCAAACAAAAUAAAAAUGCCAAAAAAAAAAAAAAGAAAAAGAAAA
Messenger RNA from Ctenopharyngodon idella (grass carp), 7826 nucleotides. RefSeq names its product glycoprotein IX (platelet) (gene gp9). The record is from RefSeq and is a predicted model, not a curated record. The coding region runs from base 97 to 858 and encodes 253 amino acids. NCBI's taxonomy places the organism in Eukaryota, Metazoa, Chordata, Actinopteri, Cypriniformes, Xenocyprididae. The transcript has 2 exons.